Halichondria panicea is the source of this 7931-nucleotide messenger RNA. RefSeq lists its product as uncharacterized. Lineage: Eukaryota; Metazoa; Porifera; Demospongiae; Suberitida; Halichondriidae. The transcript is spliced from 3 exons. The coding region runs from base 3910 to 4512 and encodes 200 amino acids. The record is from RefSeq and is a predicted model, not a curated record.
AACUUUUAUGCAAAGCUUUUAUACACGUACAUGUACAAUUAUACAAUGUCGAUCACCACAGAGGCACACGGACUCCUGGCAAUACUGAUCUACACAAUAGAUGGAUACUACUCUAAGGAUCUUACUCCCUGCAGGGGCGUAGCCAGGAUUUUGGAGAAAGAGGGCGCGAAGCGCCGAAAUUUGGUUGACCGGAAGCCACACCUCUAAUUGAUGACGUCAUACUUAGCUUAUCUAUCAAGUUGGGCGUGGCUGAAUGUUUAUUUGCAUUGAGAAGCUGGCCACGAUCACAAAAGCGAACUAGUUUAUACCACGAUCACAAAAGAGAACUAGUUUAUACUAGUUCUCUUUUGUGAUCGUGGCCAGAUUAUACUAGUUCUCUUUUGUGAUUGUGGCCACAGUUUAGAGACUGAAUCGUUUUCCUUGCCUAUACUAGCUAGCUAACAGCAGCAAGAUUUGGAAGAGAAGGGGUGCUCAGCUGGAUAAUCAGAUACAUUUCUCUGUGAUUUGUAUACUUGACUCAGGCUAGUUGGGGGUGCUCGAGCACCCCUAGCACCCCCCCUGGCUACGUCCCUGCUGUGUACUAGCCUGCAUAAGGCAAAAGUGCAUCUAUAAAAGAAGCAAGCCUUAGCAACAGCUUUAUUUUUGAAAAUGUCCUGUUCUGACAGAGUGAUUUCUUCUUCUCUGCUAAGAAAAGUUCUUGUUGGCCCUGUAUUGCCUUGCUUCAACAUAGGAAUGGACGAGUGGAUUAACUAUGACUCCGCCUUCUGCAGGAAGCGCUCUGCAAAAAACAAGCCCAGCCCCCUCUUUUGCAAAAAACCUGCACUCGAGCCACCCCCCCUAGCCCAAGCUUCUCGGUUCUGUACGGCAAGCAAAGAACAGCUUGCUACACUAUUGAAAACGUUUGUUCCCAAAAAGACGCAAGAGUCGACUGAAUGGGCAGUCAAAAAUUUUAAAACAUGGCUGCUGCACAGAAAUGAAUACGGAGGACGAAUUUGACAAAUGCCCAGAAGACCUGCUUGUGAAAAUGGACCCAGAACAGCUAAAUCAUUGGCUCUCUAUUUUUAUCGUAGAGACAAGAAAAGUGACAGGAGAACCCUACCCUCCUACAACUAUACACAGAAUCCUGUCUGGUAUUCUCCGAUAUAUGCGCUCACUGGAUGCAAAGAAAUGUCCAAAUUUCUUUGCAAAAAAGAAUCCGAGAUUUCAAACUUUCCAUAACACAAUGGACUCUGUUUUCAGAGAACUACGUAAACAGGGGGUUGGAAGUGACAAGAAACAGGGGUUGGAAGUGACAAGAAACACGCAAAAGCCUUCUCAAAAGAAGAAGAAAAACAGCUUUGGUCCUCAGGAGCUAUCGGUUCAAACGAUCCCUUGGCACUACUACGAGCUGUAUUCUAUAUAUUACAACGGAAAAUGUUUCUGUUUGAGAGGUGGUGUCGAGCACCGAGAUUUGAGGCUCUCUCACAGCUGAGAAGAGAGAAAGAUGGCUACACGUACACUGAGAAUUCUUCAAAGAAUCGAGCUGGAGGAAUUGCACAGCUAAAACUGGACAACAAAUCUGUGUUCAUUGCAGAGGUCCCUGAAGCUGGAGAACGUUGCCACUGUAACUUGCUUGACAAGUAUAUAAGCAAACUCCUUCAAGAGGCUAUCGAUGCUAAUCUGUUCUAUCUACAACCACUGAGGAAAGUAGCUACAGACUCUCAAAAGUGGUACUCAUCUGUUCCUGUUGGAAAGAAUAUGCUGUACAAAAUGGUAAACACAAUUUGUGCACAAAGAGGAACGAACUCAGAAGUAACCACAGUCUUAGAGUAACUGGUACAACUGAAUUGUACAGUGCCGGUGUUCUAGAGAAAAUAAUCAAGGAAAGGACUGGACAUCGAUCGUUAAAGUCCCUUCGAAUGUAUGAGCGAACAAGUGACAAACAACACCAUGCUGUCUCAAGAAUUCUCUCAUCAGACCGCGAAACAAGCUUCAACGCAGAAAUGAACAAGACGACUUCAACUCUCUUAAACUCCAGCCAUGGUCAGCCAGUGAUGAACUUUAGCAACUGCCAAGUAACAAUUGCAUACAAUCAAGGAAAUGUUACUGGCUCCACCAUGUCAUCAACGCAGCAAGCUCUAUAGAGAAAAAAACUGAACAGCUUCAUUUAGUUCAAAACUGAACAGCUUCAUUUAUCAUUUCUGUAUGUAGUUAGAUUUAUACUGUAACAUUCAAAAAUUACACUUGUACUUUAUACCCUCAAGCUUAUAAUUCCCUGGGAAACUUUGAGAUUAUGGCUCAUAAUUCCCUGCUAAACACACACAAGUGGGAUCUAAGUAUUUAAUAACGUUUCUAAUUACUCGCAAGGAGAUUCAUUGCAAUUUCCGAUUAUCUGCAAGUAUACAUUUUUGCGAUUUUACUCUCGUUCGCAGAAAUAGCAGAAAUUAAUACUCGCGAAAAUAUAUCACCUUAAGGUAUGCAUAAUCGUAACAUGAUUAAAGUAUAAUAAUACACACUGCAAAAAAUUUAAUGUUUAAAAGGGGUAAUAAUUAUAGCACACUUUUAUUUUUUACAAUGUACGGUACGGUAUAUUAGCACUUACUUUUUUUAAAUCGUUAAUGACAACAACAUCAUUUUCAUCGGUUUGAGCAUUAAAUAUCUUCCUUCGUUCGUCAGACACAUCCUCAUCCUGCAUAAUACAUAGUACAUUACUGCUAUAAACUGCAUGCAUUCUCUUACAAUGAAUAUCACGAGAAAACAUGUAUGUUGCUAUAGGAUUGGCUGGGGGAAGCACCAAAAAGCACGGAAGCAGCAAGCGGGAGAGAUCUGUACGUAGACCCUGGCAAAUUAUACCGGCAUAAUUUAUAGGUUAGGGAACUACGCUGGCAUAAUUGUGGCAUCAGUUUGGUGCAAUACAAUGGUCCUCCGCUGCUGCUGAAUGUUUUUUCUGCCUAGAAGAUAUGUUGAAUAUCCAGUAUGUACAAUACAACAGGAGACAAUUUUUUUUGUUACACUAGCUAUUACUAAAAAAUUUUUUAUGACGUCAAUGUGGGUGUAGUAUCUCCGCAUAUAAUUUUCAAUAAAGAAUAACUGAUUUGAACCAUAACUGAUUGAACCAUCUGCACAAAACUCAGAGAGCUAUACUUAUAUAUACAAAACACAAAAAACUAGCUUGAACUCAAAACAGUAAACAUGAAACAACAAAAUGAAUAUUAGUACAUGUACUCUACUCUGAACUAUAACCACUAGUUUAUUCUGAAACAAUGUCCUUGAUUGUUCAGGUUAUCACAGUGGGACAUAACGGGUUCUUUCGACAAGCAUAAUAGGCUGAAUUUGGGGCAGUGCUCAAAAGCAUAAUAGGAGUCAGGGCCUAGCUGUACGUCAACUGUCACAUCAUUUUCCAAUAAGGUUACGGUAUACCAUAUAUAGAGGGUAAUAUUAUUUUGUGGGGGUAAAAAAUUCGUUCAUCUCGAAAACAGUUGUUUUCCAACGAAAAUUAUCCGCUAUAUACGGUAGUGUUUCCACAUUGAUUAUUAUUUUGUGCAUUUUGUACAGUUUAGCAGAAAACAAUUUUUAGCCUAGGUAUAUUGAACUGAAGCUUCUGUUUAUUUAUAGGAAUGAAUGGGCAGGGCAACACAAAGAGAAAUGUUGAAUAAUAUUGUCGAACCGCCCACUCUCUACUUUUGCCUGAAGGUCCUGUAGAGGCCUAUUUGCAAUCGUAGAAGCGCCCACUAUUGCAGCUCACUAUUGCGCAUGCGUAAGCUUAUAAUUAGGUAAAGGUCAACAUGAUGCAUGAUUUUAAUUUGAGAUAGCUAGCUAGCUAGCUAGCUAGAGAUAGAGUAGAUAGAGUAGUGCUAGCUCAGAAACAAUGACUUUGGCUAGAUCUAUAUAGUUGUAUAAGUUUGUUAGAACUGACAUCAAGCGUUCAAGAUGACAUUGUUUCCCUCUGAACACCAGAACACAUGGUUGUCCAAAGAGCUCGAUGAAAAGGUGUUGGAAUUUCUUGAGGAACAGAGGAGCAAUGGACUUGCUGUUUCAAACAUAGUACUUCUCCGAAAAGGCUCUGAAAUUGCCGGUGGUUUGAGACUACAAGGAUUCAAGUGUACAUCAAGCUGGCUCCAACGAUGGAAAGGAAGGUACAACGUUGGCUACAGACGUGGCACCAAUGUGUCCCAGAAAGUACCAGCUGACUAUGCUGAUCAGAUUCUACAAGUUCGAAAGGAUGUUAUCUCGCUACGAAAGAAGAACUCGAUUGAGCCAUCACACAUCUACAACAUGGACCAAUUCAUGUGCCGCUUUGAUAUGUCCGGGAACAGAACCAACUCUGUACGUGGAGGAAGGAGUAUUCGAAUCAAAACUAUACCCGUGCAGAGUAGAAAGUGGUUCACAGUUGCUCUUGCUGCAUCAGCAUCUGGAGAGAAACUGCCAGCAUUCAUUAUCUUUAAGGAGAGAAAUGGAAUUCUAGGAGCUCGUGUUCUUAAGAAGCUGCAUGAUCAUCCCAAGCAAUGUUUUGGUGAGGGCCACAGCAAAUAGCUGGAUGAUACAAGCGGGGUAUCACCACUGGUUGCAAUGUGUGUUUAAGUCUCAGGCUAAGCGACGCAUCCUUGUUGUGGACGGCUACAAGCCCCACAAGGCUGUGGAGAGCAUUGAGAUUGCUAAGAGGAGAUGUAACUCUAAUGUUAUUAUCAUUCCUUGAGGCUGUACGUCGAUCAAUCAGUCCAUGGACAAAUGCAUAAAAACUUCAAAACCUACAUGAGGCAAGAAUGGGAGGAGUGGAUCAGGCAGGACAGACCCACCACUAAAGCUAGGAAUCUUAAGCAACCCACCAGACAAGAUGUCAUCGACUGGGUGUCAAGAGCCUGGGCAUCCAUUGAACGAGCGAGCAUUUUUUUUAGUUUGUGAAUUGGCUAAUGUUCUGGAUGGAACAGAGGAUGAUAAAGCUUCAGAUGAUAUUCCUGACAUCCCUCUCACUGACGAGGAUGAGGAAGAUCAAGCAAACCAGAACCCUUCAGACUCAAAUGUAGACAGCAUGGGGGAUCCCUUCUCUGAUGAAGACUCUGAAGAUCAAGAUGAGGAGGAUUGAGUUCACAAAUUAUUAUACUAUUCUUAUCAUGGCUUUUUUAUCUUGGAUCUUGCAUACAUGCAUGUAUCCUGUUAUCUCAUAGAUAUAAGAAGGGAGAGGGAUGGGAAACGGAGCACGUGCGCACAAUCACUUCUGUGUAAUGCCAGAAGUCGAUCCGUGUUUCGCCUCUAGACACCACGCCGCUAACCCAGCGGGAAAUCUUAUUACUAUCAUUCAUAGCUCCCCACUGGGACUCCUAGUCCUGUGCUGAUCAUCCAUGCCUACUGUAUGUGCAUCAUAUAUAAGCGUUGUGUAUCUACCAAGAGCUUGAACGUUUUCAAAGGCAGUUUUUUGAGUGUUGUAUUAUUGUUUCGGCUCUAUCUAGUGGCUUUGUGUACUUUCUACAAGGAGAGGCUGUGACUACAGCCCAAAAUAUUAAUGAUUCCCUCUUUUUAAGUAUAGCUGGGCAUUGUAUGCAAGCAAAAUCAAAGCCACUUGGCUUUAGGUUGGUAAGUAAUAUUCAUUUUUGUCUUAGUAAGCAGGUUUUGAAAAGCAGACUCUUUGUGUACCCAUUUAGAAAGUUAUAUCAAUGAUUGAAUGUAGGUAAAUGUCUCUUUGUAUUCAUUAAUUGAUAGUUGGUUCAUCGUAUCGGCACAGUAUUUUACGACAGAACUUUGCUGCAUUUCCAUAAUUCUCUAUCAUAUCUGUGACUGUACUGGAAUGAAUACUCAACGGUACAGACAGAGCUCCUCUCAAGAAUUUGCCUGUCCAAGCUGCUUUUUACUGCUUGGAGGGGUCUCACUAACUAUUGCUGCUACCUUGUUGUAACUGUUUCACUAUAUAUAGUACAGGUCAACUGAAAGUUAAACGUUAUAACGCGUUAGCUUCUCGUUAUUCACGCAUUACGUAUCGUUAGGGCUUCGUUUGCAGACCGCGCAUAACGUUCUAACGUUUCCUGGAAAAUUAACGUUCUUAUCAGUAAGAUUUCCUGCAAACCUAAUUUAUAGGUGUUAAUUAAAUAAACAGAACCCAUAAGGAAACUACAGGAGCUUUGUGCACAAGUCAUAAUACAGCACACUACUAAACUAGUUCUCGUUUUCUUUGCCACUGGAGGAGUCUUUCCUUUGAAGGUAGUUCAAAAGCCUUCCUCCCUCGUCGAUUGCUCUAUACAAUUUUUUUAGGCCAUCUCUCUCUGCUCACUCCCCUCUAGAGGCCAAUAGGUGAAGGCAUUGCUAAUAUACAUAGAGCUCAGUAGCUAGUUUAUAGCCUAUAGUACUACAGCUAGAAGCAUGGGCUGGAGGAUAUUAAGAAGAAAACGUUGACCGAAUUGCGGAUCGUCAAUGCUAUUUACGUAGCGUUUCUCCUCCCUCUCCCUUCUUAUAUCUCGGUGAUGUGUUGUUGAUUUACUGACAAGGUGUUAAUUGAGUUAGGUGGGCACUUGCACGUUCAGUAGCCACAUAAUCAAACCGCCCACCCCCUAAAUGUAGCUAUCAAAACAUAAUUAUUAUGGGCUGUUCGACGGUUAAGUACAGUAUAUAACAUUAUUUUAUCUAACUGAGAGGAAAAGACUUGUGUAUACAUGCAUGCAUCUAUUGUUAUCUUGUAUAGAUACACUUAAAACACUAUACAAUGACACCAUAAAAGAUAUCAGUUAUAAUAUUUUCCACAUGCACUGCAUAAUAAUUAUGUCAUCAUGCAGAGAGUAUUCGUUUGAACUGGUUAUUACUGAAAAAAUUGUGGACCUUGAGCUUAAAAUACAGUAUUGCAUGAUUUAGACUGUUAAUGACGUUGGUACAAAUUGUCACGAUUAUGGCAUAAUUAUAAUAGUGCUGAAAAAAUACAGACGCUGCAUGCAUGCUAAAAAAUGUUUGUAGCACUGCACUUGUACAGUUAAACUGUACAGCCAGUCUAGCUACAUGCAGUUGUAUAUAUGACAGGUAACGGCGUGUAUUAACAUAUCUGCGCAUGCACAAACAGUUACAUAAGAUGGCGGAAUUACAUGUAAAUGAAGUUGAACCAGAGAGGUUAUCUGCUUCAUAAGUGUUUGCAAAUCUGAAAAUGUAAUCCGGGUGGAAAUUGUUUGUUGCAAAUUAUCCGCUGAACUCGAUGUUUUUGCAAAGAGAAACAGAGAAACUGCUCCUCGAGAAACUUAUAUAUACACUCACUCAUGCACUUAUACACUCACUCGCACUUAUACAUGUACUUUACUCAGUCAGAUAAAAUGCGGUAUAAUUAGUGAAAUUCUUCAGGUAACAAUAUUAUUUUAUGCAUGCGAACAUUUUUGGACAUUCAUGCAUACCCCACAUUUAAAAAGGGCUCAAGCUGAGCCAGUUUCAGAUUUGGUCUUUCCUUGCAGAGAUACAACUGUAUAUAACAGUUUGUUGCAUUUUGAGUGGGCAGAUCAAAGGAAACACUGUGCCAAUAUCUGCCAUAUGGAACAGGUCAAGCCUUGAACUGUGCCACUAUCUAGAUACUGGCAUAGUAUGGCUGAAGUUACCUAAAGCCCACCCUCCACCCAGUAACCUUAAACGUUAUAGUAUAACACUGUUAAACAGAUUCAGUGGUAGGCAGAAAACGUUUUUCAUGCGUCUGGAGCAUUCCACAGCCACCACAAGUAGUUGAAACUAGUUGUCCUAUAAAAGGAGUGAUGUGUACACGGAAAGGAAUGCACAAGGAAUGCAACAAAUCAGUUGUUACACAGCUCACUCGUGCGCACAUGGGAUAUAUUGGCUCAGUAGUGACUUAGGCCCGAGGGCCGCAGCACUCGUGCAUGUGUCACAACUAUAACUUAAACAUACAUGCAUGUACGUGCAACAUUGCUAAACAAAAAACUAUAAAUGCUCUAGCUGCCAAUCCUAUACAUGUAUAAUUAUUAAUAACUGACCUCGGC